GUCCACCAGCUCCUCCGGCAGGACCCCAAGGCGUUCCCGGACCAGAUUGGAGAUGUAACCUCUCCAACGUGUCCUGGGUCGACCCGGGGGCCUUCUGCCGGCAGGACAUGCCCGAAACACCUCCCCGGGGAGGCGUCCAGGAGGCAUCCUGACCAGAUGCCCAAACCACCUCAACUGGCUCCUUUCGAUCCGGAGGAGCAGCGGUUCUACUCCGAGUCCCUCCCGAAUGUCCGAGCUCCUCACCCUAUCUCUAAGGCUGAGCCCGGCCACCCUACGGAGGAAACUCAUUUCGGCCGCUUGUAUCCGCGAUCUCGUUCUUUCGGUCAUUACCCAAAGCUCAUGACCAUAGGUGAGGAUUGGGACGUAGAUCGACCGGUAAAUCGAGAGCCUGGCUUUCUGGCUCAGCUCCCUCUUCCCCACGACAGAUCAGCUCAGCGUCCGCAUCACUGCAGACGCCGAACCAAUCCGCCUGUCGAUCUCCCGAUCCCUCCUACCCUCACUCGUGAACAAGACCCCGAGAUACUUAAACUCCUCCACUUGAGGUAGGACCUCUCCCCCGACCCGGAGGUGGCAAGCCACCCUUUUCCGGUCGAGAACCAUGGUCUCAGAUUUGGAGGUGCUGAUCCUCAUCCCAGCCGCUUCAGUUGCAGAUAAUUAGUAAAAUUUAAACUGCAUUAUAGCCUUUAAAAAUCAUGUAUUCAGGGCAAUAAAUAUAUCCUUCAGCUCUAAAAGGUUGAAAUCACUUGGAAAUUUUGUUUAUUUUUCAUUUCAGUAUAAAUCUGCAACUAUAAAAGCAGAGAAGAGCUGCUUUAAAUAUCAGUAUAGGAAGCAAGUCGAGCAAAAGCAAUUUUUAGGUAAAAAAAAUAGAACCACAAGAAUGCAUUAUUUCUGGACACAGCCCCACAGAGAGAUUAUGGAUCACGCUGUAGAUGAUAGACGCACACCUUCAUUUUGUUUUGCCCUCAUUCUGCCAUACAUGCUAUGGCUUUUAAAAACCUCACAACCAGUGUUGGGAGUAACGCCGUUUAAGUAUAACGGCGUUUCUAACGGCGUUCUUUUAUAGGUAACGGAAUAAUCUAAUUAAUUACUUUUCCCGCCGUUGCAACGCCGUUACCGUUACUGGGGACGGAACGCUGUGCGUUACUAUGUGCUUGUCGAACGUUGAGCAGCAGUGUGAGGCUUUCCGACCGCCACACUUCAGCUGCAGCCAGGGAGAGAGAGGUGUCGGUAACGCUCUUACAAACACGAUGAUGAUUGGCCGGGUGGGCGGAGACCCUCACCGUCUCAGUCGCUGCAUUCUGUAGACACAACGGGAAUAACUCCGUUUAAAAUAACCGCGUUAAUAAAAAAUAUGUCUUUCUGUAACAAGCAAACUAAUUAAUUACGUCUUCUUUUAUCAAAACGUUGUUCCUGUUACUGGUAAGGAAAUGCGUGCGUUAAGCAGCGCGGUGUGUUGAAGCUGUCGUCAGCUGAUCAGGAGCUAAAGAGGCAGAUGUUUAAGAGCAUCACGGCCCGUGAAGAACGAGGAAGACGUGAUGAAUAUCUACGGCUGCAGACCCGCAGAUUUGUUGCUGCAGCAGCGAAUCUGCGGGUCUGCAGCCGUGCCCUUAGCGUGACAGCGGGACGUCCCGAAGGUCCGCUCACCUGUUCACCGCUCAGACGUCCUGAUCUUCUACCUUCCUAGAUCAUCCAGCUGUAACCUGUUCCUGAUCGUGUCUCUAGUCCCGCUGUAACACUGAUGCAUCAGUCUCAGACGUCAUGGAGCUCAGGUGUUAUUAGAACGACCUGUGUGUGUUUACCACCCAGCUUCAGCUCUUCUGUUUGGGUCUGACCCAAGUUAGUACAUUUAAGUCCUCCAUCAGGCUUGUGCCUCUUCUAGUGUCAUUUUAAAGGAUAUUUAUUUAUUUAUUUAUUUAACAGUUACUAGUAGCAACAGAAAUGCUACUAAAAAGACACAAUUAUGUGAAGCUGUAGAAAUGGAAUGCUGUGCAAAAUUACAUUUAUUUCUGUAAUUUAACUAGACUGAGAGACUAUUUAAAGGCUCGGGAACCUUUACAGGUGUUUCUAUUUGCAAUUUUAAAUUUUAGCUGAUUGGGUUUUUGUUAAAUAUCACACAGUGACCUUUUAAUAGUCUAGAUUAGUGUAAUGUUCCUAUUAGUAGUUCCUCCUGUUAAGUGCUUAUUUGUUUAAAAUUUUCAGGUUUAUAUAAAACAUUUGGCAUACAUUUUAUUAUGUUCAGUCAUUAGUCAUUUAUAUUUUACUAUUGUAGUAAUUCUUGCAUGCUUUAAUGAAAAAAGUAACUAAGUAGUUACUUUUGUUGGUAAUUAGUUACUUUUAUGAUCUUGUAACUCAGUUAGUAACUGAGUUACUUUUUUGACAAAGUAAUCAGUAACUAUAACUAAUUACCUUUUUAAAGUAACGUUCCCAACACUGCUCACAACAUACUGGUACAGGGGACAAAAUGAUGGACCUUGUUUUUCUUGUGAGACCUGACCCAGAAAGUAUUGGAAAAAGAGAAGAGGGCCACCGUUCUACAAAAGCUACUUCAGUCAAGUGUUGGACAGAGGAUGACAUUACCACACAUCAGGCAUGCUUUGAUUGUACAGAGUGGGGUGUCUUUUAUGAAUCUUGUAGAGAUUUAAAAUGAACUGUCACCAUUUAUGUGUACAUAUCUUUUAUUCCCAGUGAAAUUAUUUAAAAAAAAUUACCCAAACAACAAACCAUGGGUGUUAUGAUCUGGCUCAUGGGACCACAGUAUAAGGAGGAGGGCUGGACACAUGGUGUAAAUUAAAGAGGAUUUUUAUUAGAGAUUGGCCUCACCAAAAUGCUACACAAACAGCAGCUCCCAAAGGUGCUCCCUCUGACCAGUCUUAUCUUUUAAAGUUCCACUUGGCAGAUUUUUUUGCUGCAGCCACUCAGGAGCGAUUAUAGGCUGCACACAUCUGAAGCAGCCAGUCAGCUGGAUGCACUGGCACAGCAACAUUUGUCAGAUGGGCGCAUUGUUUCUCCCAUUGCAGGGACCCCAACAAUGGCUCAUUAAGGAUUAAAAACAAGUGAUAAUCAAGAAAGUUACAUUUUUUACACUGGCAAAAGACAGGAAAUAAAGAACAUACAUAAAGAACUAAGGCACGAAAUAAGAAAAGGAUGUCUAAAUACAAGGUGGAAUAUCAGCACAGUGGUCAUAACUUGCAUGCCGCGUGUAAAGCCUCAGUUUCACAAAUGCAAAGGCGGUUCAGGAAGCAUGAAAAAGAGAAAGUGACACUCCCAGAUGCACUCAAUAAUUUAUUUUUCUUUAGAAAUUUUUGAUUUGAUUUUACCAGUAAUCUCUUCUCUUAGAGGAAGCAUGUAUCCUUACCCAACUGCUGUUAGUGCCUAAGGGGUUAGGAACCUAAUGAAAUAUGUGAGCACUAGGAAGGCUCCCGAGUUUCAGACUGGGUCACUGUAUCAAGAGUCUUGGUUAGACAUAGAAUAGACACUUUGCAAUACGAUAGAGAUUUCAGACUUACCAUUUAUUAGCUCAAGCAUAAGAAAACAUGAAGGCUUCAAAAGUAUUAGUAUCAGCACCUCUCUGACAGCAUGGUGGGAGUAUCUUAAAAUGACAGAGUCUUCACUAGUACCAUGCAGACACACACCUAUCUGGAAUAAUCCUGAUAUUUUGCAAAAUAAUAAAAUGAUGAACCUUCCGGACUGGAAAAAUAAAGGAAUUCUAUACCUGAAACACAUAUAUGAAGGAUUGGACUUCAUUCCAUUUAAUAGAAUAGUAUCCCAAUUUGGAAUGGAUAAGAAUAGCUUUUUAGAAUAUCACCAAAUUAAAUCUGUAGUAAAACAAAAAUUUAAGCUCAAUAAAAUAGAAUUACAAACACCACCAACGGUAUUAGACUUCUAUAAUCUCAAACCCCCCAAACUACUGUCUUAAGUAUAUAAGACACUGUCCAAAAUAGACGAUAGAAUAGCAAUCCCUAUUGAAAAAUGGGAGAUGGAUCUAUCAGUCAGCUUUGACCAGAACGUCUGGUCCCAAACUUGUUUAAAAACUUUUAAAAUUAUCAGAUACUCGAAUUUACAAUUAAUUCAGUACAAAAUUCUACACAGAGUGCACUAUACAGGUCAUCGGAUGUUCAAGAUGGGGUUUGUGUCGUUUGACACCUGUACACACUGCACAAACAACAUUCCUGAAAAUUACAUUCAUGCACUGUGGUCCUGUCCACCUGUCCAGGAAUUUUGGGGUAGAGUAUGUGAAGAGCUGUCAAAGUCUCUGAAAUGUCAUAUCCCAACCACCCCUCCUCUUUGUUUACUGGGAAACCUGGAUGAUGUCCCGAUUGAAAAAUCUUUGGUUCACGUGGUUCUGAUUGCCAUAUGCAUCGCUAAGAAAACUCUCCUCUUGAAUUGUAAAAAUAGAGAAACUCUCUGCAUUAACCAGUAUAGAAAUCUUUUGUUAGAUCAUAUUACACUUGAUAUAGCCUCUGCUUCCACUUCAGAUCAAUCUCUCUGGGCUCCUUUGAUCGGUUCCAUCACAUAGCGAUGACAUGUAUGCUGCCGGGAAGAAGGCAGGAACAUGCAGCAGUGCCUGGCCCGGGUUCAGGGGCCUCGGGUAGACCUUGGCUCCGCUGCUGUCCCAUCACAGGGGAGGGGGAGGUCCAGGAGGGGGAGGACCCAACCUUACCUGGAUGUCCUAUGUCUUAUAUAUUCUGGAAGUGUUGCAAAUGCAGGGAUGGGCAUAGACAUUCUGCUGGGUUGGUGUCUUCGGACUCCUUGAGGCUCUGUUAUGCUGCUGCUUUGGGCCCUGGCAGGAUGGGCUGGGGUCUCCAUGUCCUAGGUGGCAGUUUGACAACAGAGGUGCCUAUUGGGGCCAGUGGGGGAGCUGGCUCCCUGGAGGGCUAAGCCCAGCCAGCCAUUCCUCCCCAUCCCUGCAUAUUUCUUUCCUCCUGCUCCCUCACAUCAUCACACAAACAUGCACAUAGGACCUUGGGGGGUGGACAAGUCAGGGUGUGUGGGUAUGGACCCCAUUUCCGCAUUCCUGUGGCAGCCUGCCCCCCAAUUUUAUUUGCACCUUAUACACUUCCACUGACAACAUUCAACGCAAACACACACUUAGGGCCUUGGGAGUGAGCACAUUCAACGGCACUUGGCAGGGGGAUUUCUCAGCCUCCUCCCGAGUGCUGGUGCCCACUUCCAAUUUUAAACUGCACUUAGACACCGAGAGCUGUGGGUGCAAGUGGGGUGGUGUGGUGGCAUCAGCUGGAAUAGGCCAGACGAUGCCCGCACUGCCCGCUCACCACAGCCAUGGAAUACACCUCAUCAACACACAACACUAUAUUGGAGCAGGUGGAGGGAGACAAGGGGUCUUAUCACACCUCUGUUGUUGCUUGGCUUCCUGGGGCUGGAGGCUAAGAGGCAGAUCUGGCCAUCUGGUUGGGCGGGGGAGCCUGCUCAUCAGCACCCCCAGCAGAAAGGGUCAAACUCUGGUAACCGGUGAUGGUUGUACCCCAUGUGCAGCAGUACCGGGAGCAUGUAUGGGGAGCAUGAGUGGGUGUCUGGUGUGCAUUUUUGUAAGUCUUUGGUUGUAUGUGUAUGUGUGAGCAUGAGGGAGGGAGUGUGUGACUGUGUUUGUGUAUGACUGUAUAUGUCAGGUGGGGCCUUUGACUCCUCCCCUCUCCUGGGACUUCUUUUGAUGAUAUAGAUCUUCGUCUCCCCUCCCUCUGCCACACCUGGUGUGGAGUGCGGUGCCUUGGUCUGCCUGAGUGUUUCUGGCUCCCGGGUCAGGGGGUUUAAGAUUUUUGGCGUCUGCCUGAUCAAUCCCGGUGGCGGCCUGGUGGGGUCUGGGUCCCUGGGCUCUGCUGGGUCCCCGGCGGGGGUGGUCGCCUCUGGGUCCCGGGUCGCUGGGUCCCGGGCUCGGCCGGCUAGGGGGUGGGAGGCUGCGGGCGGGCCUGUGGGCUUGCCGCUGAUAUAUCCCGAGACUCUGCCGGCUGCUGGUUGUGGCCCCCAGGGGCGAUCCUCUGUGCCUCUCGAGGGGAGUGGGGGCCUUUCUGGCUGCAGUCUCCUUGGGGUUCCUGUGUUCUGGGGCAGCGCCUGGAUCUCUGGGACUUGGAGCUCCCCCUGUCUCCUACACAUCUUUGGGGGUCAGAUCUGUGGUCCCUCACACUCUCUAUUGGAUGCUCCUCUAGAGAAACCUUACAUAAACAAGCGUGUGUACACACACAAGUGCUCACAUGGUGCUCUCAAAAGUAUGGGCUUGGGCACGUUCAACACAGGUCUUAAGACUAUGGUGGGCGCUUAAUGCACUGUGAUUUAUUAUCGUGUGAUUGUUCAGUUAAACAAUGUUGAUUAUAUAUUUCUUCAUCAAGUUGAUGCAGUUAUAGCUUGAUCUUGUUGUAUUGUUUUUGUGUCCCAUUUUUUUCUUGUCUCUUUCUGCAGGUCUAGAAGCAGACUCUAGUUCAUUAUUGUUUAUUUUUGUGGAAUCCCCCCACCCCCUUCCCCCCUCUCUCCCCACCUUUUGUCUUUUCCUUUGUCUUUCACCUCUGACUCCGUGUCUGGUCGGAGUUACAAAGCAUUCAAAAACAAUAACAAUACAGUUUUAAGUAUCAGGCUUGACAUUAGAAGCAGACGCUUUGAUGCUCCACCUGAGAGUAAAUCUGUAAGGCUUGUUACCAGCAUCCAGACAUCAAUUCUGUUUGCUUCACAGCCAGACAGGACACCGUAAAAAAAAAAAAAAAAAAAAAAAAAAAAAAGAGGCUUGAAUGAAGGCUGUGUUUUACUGCCUGUUAUUUCUGCAUACCAAUGAAUCUUAAAGCAUAUUUGAACACAGCUACUUGCUUUGUUCUCAGAUACCAGACUGUUGUUAUUUCUUAGUGUGACUGAUUUUUUAGAGCCGGAUCUUGCAAAAACAAAGGAAUAUUUUUGUUUGUUUUGGAUGUAAAAUAGACACAGCAGCAGAGAGCAUUAAUCAUUUAUGAAGGGUUUUAAUUUGUUUCAUCCUACAAGUAUCUCAGUGAUUUCUUUGACAACCAACUUAAGUUUGAUAUUAGUACUGCUGCUGUCAUGAAAUGUGAGUGAAUGAGUAAACAGAACCACCAGGCCUUUAUUGAGAAUCUCUUGGGUUUCUCUGUUGUCUGCUUUUGCUUCACUCUGAAAGACAACAACAUAUAACAGGAAUGCAUAAGAGGGGCCUGGCUUUCUUUUUGCAAUAAACAAAGAAAGCUAUAAAAAAAGAUGUAACGGUUCCAUAUCAUGCUAUUUUCAAUCUUUGAGAGCAAGGGUAGGCACAGUAUAUGAUAAAUAUUACUAAUGGCACUGCUGAGAUAUCAUUUAUUGUAAAUACGAGUUAUUUUCAUCAGUCUGAAUUCAUAACCAGAAAUGAAACAGUUUGUUUGAGUGAAGCUUCACCCACGCAUGCUCCAUCAGCAUCUUAGGCCAGCCUGCUGUUUUUGGCCUUGGUAGUCCAGUGGUUAAAGGUGUGGUUGACUGAAAAUCGUUUUUUAAUUAUUAUUUCUGAUUAUCAUCUGCCACUCUGAGGUUUUCGACAGGCUGAGAACAGUCUUCCACACCAACCUCCUGCAUUAAUUUCUGAUAAGGAAAAUAAAUAGUGAAGUGCUAGGAUUUGAAAAUCCUCACACUGUGAUGUCACACUGUGAAUUAGCAUUAAUUGCUUCACCCAUCCUGGCUCCACAGGGAGGUUUUUAAUGUUUUUGCAGUGAGGAGAGAGAGCGAAGAGUGUCUUGGUGAUGGUUUGAAGGGUAGGAUAAAGACUUUUUUAUUUGAUCUGGCCUUUACCUCUGGCCAUUUGUCUGUUUUAGUGUUGUUGUUUUUUUCAGUUUGUAUACUGUUUUAAUUUUCUUUUAAAUCGUUUUUCUAAUUCUCAUCUUGUUAUUUUUAAUUAUUUCCUGUUCAGCACUUUGUUGUCACUCUUGUGCCUGAAAGUCGCUUUAGAAAUAAAGUUUGAGUUGAGCUGAGUUGAUUGUGACUUUUGCAACAUUACUGAACAUGUUCUGUUAGCCAAUCAAAAGUGAGAUGUGUGCAUAUCAUCAAUAAUAAUGAGUAAUCCUGCUACUUUCAGCCCACUGUAACGUGAUGAAGGAGCUAUUCCACCAAGGAUUUAACCUCUUUCCACAGAUGCCUCUGACACAGUGCUCGAGUGCAUGAGACAGCCUCAAGGUCAUGCAUUUGCUUCUAAAACUGUUUACUUUCCAGCAAGAGAAGAAAGAAGAUAAUGAACUCUUUUCUUUUAUUAAAUCAAAGAACUCAAUUUUUUAAUAAAGCUAAUCAAAACAAGUGUUAGUUAAUAAUACAAUGUUGACCAAUCUGUGAAAUCACAAUGUUAUGAUUAAUAUGUUUUAGUAAGUAAAUGACUUAAUCUAGUUCACUAGACACACUGACACACAUAAGGUAAACAACACAUGACACAUUGCUGUUACUGAUCCAAUCAGAACCUUCCUAGUCUGAAGCAUGGCAUAGUCUCUAUGGUGUUUACAAAUCUGUCAGCUUUGAUUCGACCAGAAUUCAAAACACCCAGAUUGAUAAAACCAGUUCCAAUGCCAUCUUAGUUCAGUUCUCAACAUCUCACUGGAGUUCACCGCAUGCUAAGCGGAGUAUCGGACCGGCCAUCCGGACUUCCCUUUUUAAGCUGAGAACCAACAAGCUGGGAAAAUCUGUUGCAUUUUACCAACCACGCAACGGUUCCUUUCACAAUAAAAGCUGAACUCACUGACCCAAGGAGGGUCCCCUUUUGACGCUGUGAACCACCUGUCGCUUUUUACCUGGAGACAAUCCAAGGACUAGUUUGUCAUGCUGUGACGCUGUACCACUGGCUCCAGUACCGAAAGGAGGGUCCGUGGACCUGACAUUCUGGAUCCGUACAGGAGGUCUCCCUGAGGGUAUGUGUGGAUACGACAAAUAUGGCGUCUCAUGUGUUUAUGAAACUACUCCUUUCAACCUCUGAUCGUAGUUAGGAGCAAAACAUCAUCUCCCACUCAGACUUGCCUCUCCAGAUACGAGAGUUCUGAUUAACACGACUCACACACACCAUCCAUCUCACAUCUCAUUCAAACAGAUACAUUCAUCAUUAGAGAGUUAGUAUUGUUUAAAUUGUUUAAAAUUAGUUAGUAAUAAAUCAUCUUAAACAUUUGAAGAACUCUUUCUCUUCUCUUGUCUCUCAGUUAAUACAAAGUGCUACAAAUCCCUACAUUAAAAAGUUCCAAUCUUCUGGUUAAAUAACUCAGUGGUCCGUAAGACUGAUCCCAUACUCCAGGGGUGUUAAACUCAAACUCACACGGGGCCGAAAUGAAACUCUGAGAUGAAGUCGAGGGCCAAACUUAAUAUUUUUGAAAAAGUGAUGGCAAAUUUGCACAUUUUCUUUAUCAACAUAUAUGCAAUUUUGAACCUUUAAAUUUGGAAACAAACUUAUUUCUGCAAUAACACUGAAUGUGGAAUAACCUAAUUACACACGAGCAAGUCAGUUUUAAAUAAAAGGCAUCAGUGGUAUUCAUUACUUGUGGUAUAUUCAGCAUUUUUAAAAUCUAUUCAGGAUUUAUGUUUUCUUGUUGUUUAUUCAUUUUUCUUAUUUUUUAUUCUCUUUUUUUCUCCUGUAAUACGUGUCAUCGCUGCUGUGACGUCUAGCUUUCGCCACUGAGGAAAAAUAAAGGGAUUUUCUAUUCUAUUCAUCUAUCUGCAGCCUUUCCACUUCCUGUUUACUGUAGGUUAAAUCUUUGCUCACGGGCCAACAACAAAAUAAAAAUAUAAUUUUAUCUUAAAUGAAAAUGCAGCAUCUCACCUGUUAACUUUCAUGUUUUGGAGCAGAAAAAGAGCAUAAAACCAGCAUAUUUAAAGCUCAGUUUGCUCUACUGGUUUACUGUGAUGCUCACCUGUUCCAGCCAGAUACCUGCAUCAUGGGGUUGAUCUGAGCUAAGGAGGAGACUCCUGUUGUUUUGUUCAUCUUCAUCAUAAUAAUGACAACAUUAGAUGACAACAGGUGUUCACAUAGGUUUGUGCUGAUGAACAUGUCUGAGCAGCUUGACCACGUUGUGUGUCGGGGAGGAAAAACUACAGCAGGCACAGAGUCGUGCUGGUUUGAGCGUGUCACUGCUCGCUGGAGUUAUAUCAGCUCUGUCUGGACGUUAGUUGGAAAACUUUCUCUUUCAGUCGCGAACACAUUACUGAGCGGCUAGAAUCUCCGUUUCUGGGCUUCAACGUCAGAAAAUAGCUGAGUGAACUCGGCGCUGAGUGAGAGGAGUGUAGUUUGUCCGAGACAGCGGAGCUGCAGACACCGGCAGCAGGCGCUGAAAAAACACAAAAGAGGGGGCGCGUCGGCUCCGCGCUGAUGCCGCAAAGCAUCAUGGGAGUUGAAGUCUUUGCAGUAAAAUCGGCCAGCGGGCCAGUUUUAAUAUAUUUUUUAUAUUUAUCUCGCAGGCCACAUAAAAAUGCUCUGCGGGCCGCAUCUGGCCCGCGGGCCUUGACUCUGACAUAUGUGCCAUACUCGAUAUGGAAUCUUAACGUCUCGGUCCUUAAUUAGAUGUAAAUUAACUUUAUUACACCACCUCUGCACCAGAAAAUGUCUGCAUCUCAAAACAGCAGCGUCAUAGUUUUCUUUUUUUAUUUAUUGACUCAUAAGGCAUUGAUUUACACUAGAGAACACUGCAAAUGUAUUAAAUAAAUGAGUAAACCACACAUUUAAAGUGCGUACCUUGGCACUCUAACAACUGGACUACCACGUCUGUUACAAAUUCAAUUUUCAAUUCAAGGUUAUUUAUAUAGCGCUAAAUCACGACAACAGUCGUCUCAAGGCACUGCACAUAGUCAACAUUCCAAUACAGGUCAGUUCAUUAAGCCGAGCUUAAGCCUUAAAGUUAGGAGCUUUUUAGUCGAAUAAGGAACUAAUGAGUGAGAUCCAUUUGUAGAGAGGAGAGAAGUUUCACGGAUAGUUCAAAAGAAGCAGGGUGCUGGGUUUCACUGUGAUGUGGAUCCACUGAAGGUCACAUAGUGGAGCAAACCAUUGAAGGAGCCUUUACUCUAAAUAGUUUGCUGGGCCACCUGUCAGCAGCAGCUCACAACAACAGUGUCAUCACUGUUACUGAGGUCUCUCUACAUGUUGGAUGUUGGGGAAAGCAAAAUGGCCAUGUGAAUAAUUGAGAGGCUAAAAAAUGUCACUGACUUUCUAGAAAAAAGAAAUAAAUCUAAGUAAAAAGCGAACAGUGAAAAGUGCAGACUAUGAACUUUUCUAUUUACAACUUCAUCCAUCAUCCUGACGAGCUCCCGUCUGCUCCUGGACUAGAGGAGAAUUUACUACAAAUAGAAGAUUUUCCACUUUUCUUUGUCUCACAAGCACCUCAUAAAGAUUUGUGUAACAUUUAUGAUCACUGAGGCUUUCAUUCUUAUAUACAAUUAGUUUCAGUGUUGAAUCAAGAUCCGGUUUGUUCACUUUAUUCAACAGUUGAUUUAGACUCAGGACUGAUAUACAGCAAUGUAAGAAAUGUGUGGCUAUGGCUGGUUUUCUGUUUUUAAUGUGAAAGAUGUCUUUUAUUCACAUUAUGAGGUUGAAUUUAAAAGUUGAACAGAGGAUGUUCUUCCCGCUGGAUCAUCUGAACCAUUGGUCCGCAUAACUGUCAGUUAUUCUUGUUACGCUUUCACACAAGGCUGUCAUCGUAAGUGCUCGUUCCUGGGUUAGUUUUCACUUCCUGUGCAUGCACAUUCUGUUUAUGUGUAGAGUGAUGCGUCUUCAUUACUCGCCGUUCUCACUGGCUCUCAUUUCAGAUUACUGCUAGAAGAAGUGCUGCAAGGCCGGCAGCUACAACCAGAGCGUGUACGAAGAUUAGCAGACAUUCUCUCUCCUGCGCUUUUUCAAAACUUGGAGAAGCCGGUUAUUUCCUGAAACAUCCUAAGCUCUUACCUUUAAUUUGAUAUUUUGAAUCAUUUAUCUUUACAAGCAAGUGGAUUAAUUUGUAAAGAUGCAUCAAACAGUCUUCUGAAAGUUGGAAUUGGCUGAUGCUGUGUUUGAUGAGUGGUUGGCCAAUCUGAAACUCAAAGAUCAGACCUUGGCUCUAUUUGAUUUUUAACUCAUCAAAAGUGCAUUUUCUCAGUCUGUGACCUCAAUUGACCUUUGCUUAUUAUUAGUUUGCGCUUCCAUGUAGAAAAUCAUAUUUGUCAUAUAUAUAAAUAAAAAUGUAAUAUUAUUUAUAAUCCUAGGAGAUAAAUCAGUGUCAGCAGUGCUAAAAACCAAAAUCAGUGCUUUUCGGAAUUUUCUAGUUUGGAUAAUGAGGUAGUCUUGAAAAUGCGUCAAAAUCAAGCUUGUUUUAUGAAUUUUUACGGAAACAUUACAUUUGAAACACAUGUAAAACAAUAAAUACCCAAAUUACUUUAAAGGUAGACCCUGAGUUUAUCAUACAAACUGGUUAAACUUUCCCCACCCUCUUAUUUCCAUGUGACCUUUUUUACCCGACCUUCUGCAGACCAGAACAGCCACCUCGGUGAUCCACACACUCACCCCCAUCCCUCUAAUACUCUGUGUUAAGGACCUCAGGAGCAUUCUUCCCAGGCAUGUGCCUCUGUCACUCAUGUGCAUGCAACUGCAGCGCACACACUUCUGUGUCCUCUGUCCUCAACACAAGCCCAGCUCAGUGCUCUCAGGCUCAUGAACCCAGCCCUCCUCUCAGUCUGGACGUGAACAAUAUCCCUCGCUAAGCUGCCACGUUGCAUUUUUUUUAAGGGAUUUUAUGGACUUUAGACGUUAAGAACACAUCUGUGGUGACGGAACUAAAAUAGAAAGUCCUCCAGAGAUCCAUGAUGGCGCCUGUGAGAAGCUUGGUGAUCCCACUCCUACUGGUGCUCCUCUGCUCACCACUGGUCCCACUCCUCAAUGCCCAAGAUGCAAGCAAAGAGGAGGACGACCUCCAUAACAGACAUGCUGAGGAAGACAAAGCUGCUGAUGAUGGUGAAGACACUGAGGAAGAUGAAGAGGCAGCAGAAGAGGAAGAUAAUGAAGCAAGUGAAGAAGAUGAUGAAGAGGCUUCUGAUGAGGAAGAGGAGAAUGCAGAAGAAGAGGAAAGAGAUGAAACCUCUGAGGAGGAGGAAAACGCUAAAGAUGAAGAAGGGGCUGGUGAUGAUGAUGAUGAUGAGGAGGAAGAAGAGGCAGCUGAUGACAAAGAUGAUGAUAUUGAGGAAGAGGAUGAUGAGACUGAUGAGGAUACUAUAGAAGAGGAGGAACAGGAACAGCAGCAGGAGGCCGUAACUGAAAAGGAGAGGGAAGAGGAGGCAGGUACUGAGGAAGAAGAUGAUGAAGCUGAUGUGAAUGCUGUGGAGGAAGAGAACGAAGGGGAGGAGUCUUUUGAGGAAGAAGAAUCAGAGGAUCAUACUGCUGCUGAGGAUGACUCUGAAGAUGAAGAUGAAGUUGACAAAACAACUGAGAACCUCAGAGGUGCAGCCGAAGAGGAGGUGGUGUCAGACUACCAGCAGUUCCACUCUGGCUCUCUGUGUAGCGUUUGCUCCAUUUGUCGGCGUUGCUCUGAAAGCUGUGACAAAUGUCCCUGCGAGGAGGGAGAUGAGUCAGAUUACUGUGAACACUGUGAGAGCUGCUCAUCGUGCUACAUUUGUCCCAUUCUGUGUGAUACAGUUUGCACACCAGGUGGUCUUGUUGAUGAGCUGACUGGAUCCCUCUUUCAGACUGUUGCAUCGUUACUCUAAAUCCUGCACACACACAUACACAUUGUAUAUAUAUAUAUAUAUAUAUAUAUAUAUAUAUAUAUAUAUAUAUAUAUAUAUAUAUAUAUAUAUAUAUAUAUAUAUAUAUAUAUAUAUAUAUACCAUGCUCACAAGAAUUAAAGGAACACUUUUUUAAUUGGGCCUGGCAUGAAAUCAAUUAAACCUGUCUGAGAAUUUCCUGGUUGAUCAAGCAGCUGAGGGCAUUGUUGAUCACUUUCAGCUGUAUUGGUGUUCAUGGACUUAACAACGGGUGCACUAAAGUGGCCACAAUGACAAAACCCUCAAAACAGGACUGGUUUAACAUGUAGAGGUCAUUUCAAGUUUCUCCCUCUUGAUCUUUUUCGGCCGGUUUUCCACUCGUGCUAGUUUUGGCUUGAAUAAUUAUCUCUACUGGCAGUAUGAGACGAUUCCUUAACCCUACAGAAGUUGCACAGGUUGUCCAACUUCUCCAGGAUGGCACAUCCACAUGUGCUGCAGCAAGAAGGUUUAAUGUGUCUCCCAGCACAAUCUCCAAAACAUGGAGGAGAUUUCAGGAGACUGGCGGUUAUUUUCGGAGAGCUGGACAGGGCCGUAGAAGUUCCACAACCCAUCAGCAGGACCGAUACCUGCUCCUUCGUGCAAGGCGGAACAGGUUGAGCACUGCUCGUGCCCUACAGAAUGACCUCCAGAGGGCCACUGGUGUGAAUGUCUCUACCCAAACAAUCAGGAACAGACUUCAUGAAGAUGGCCUGAGGGCCUGACGUCCUGUAGUGGGCCCUGUGCUCACUGCCCAGCACCGUAGAGCUUGACUAGCUUUUGCUCAAGAACACCAGAAUUGGCAAGUCCGCCACUUGCACCCUGUACUUUCUACAGACGAGUGCAGGUUCACCCUGAGCACCCGUGAUAGACGUGAAAGAGUCUGGAGAAGACAAGGAGAACGUUAUGCUGCCUGCAACGCCGUUCAUCAUGACAGGUUUGGUGGUGGGUUAGUGAUGGUCUGGGGAAGCAUAUCCAUGGAGGGACGCACAGACCUCUACUGCCUAGGAAAUGGUGCUCUGACUGCCAUAAGGUAUUGGGAUGAAAUCCUUGAACCCUUUGCCAGACCCUACUCUGAUGCAGUAGGUCCUGGUUUUCUCCUGAUGCAUGACAAUGCCCGGCCUCAUGUGGCAAGAGUAUGCAGGCAGUACCUGGAGGAUGAAGGAAUUGAAACAAUUGAAUGGCCUUCAUGAUCUCCUGAUUUAAACCCAACAGAACAUUUGUGGGACAUUAUGUUUCGUCCAUUAGGCGGCACCUGGUUGCUCCUCAGACUGUACAAAAGCUCAGGGAUGCCCUCACACAGAUCUGGGAGGAAAUGCCACAAGUCACCAUCCGUUGUCUCAUUAGGAGCAUGCCCCGACGUUGUCAAGCAUGCACACAAGCUCGUGGGGGCCACACAAGAUACUGAAAAGCAAUUAGAGUUGCAGAAAUUAAGUUUUUGAAAUAAUGGACUAGCCUGCCACAUCUUCAUUUCACUCCAAUUUUAGGGUGUCUACACAAUCGAGCCCUCUGUAGGCUGAUAACUUUUAUUUCCAUUAAAAGACUUGGCAUCCUUUUGUUCGUUAUUUGUAUAGAUAUCCAACUUCAUAUUGAGACCUGAUAUAUCUAAUGUGUUUCUUUAAAGUGUCCCUUUAAUUUUUGUGAGCAGUGUGUGUGUGUGUGUGU
Messenger RNA from Nothobranchius furzeri (turquoise killifish), 15363 nucleotides. It is a transcript of the gene hrc, whose product is annotated as histidine rich calcium binding protein. Lineage: Eukaryota; Metazoa; Chordata; Actinopteri; Cyprinodontiformes; Nothobranchiidae. Gene Ontology annotation, molecular function: calcium ion binding. The record is from RefSeq and is a predicted model, not a curated record.